Messenger RNA from Xyrauchen texanus (razorback sucker), 372 nucleotides. RefSeq names its product sentrin-specific protease 5-like. Lineage: Eukaryota; Metazoa; Chordata; Actinopteri; Cypriniformes; Catostomidae. Gene Ontology annotation, biological process: proteolysis. The coding region runs from base 115 to 372 and encodes 85 amino acids. The record is from RefSeq and is a predicted model, not a curated record. The transcript is spliced from 6 exons. Gene Ontology annotation, molecular function: cysteine-type peptidase activity.
AAAGCGUUCUGGGGGAGACAUAUCCAGCUGCAGACCCGCAGCACCACCAGUUUCAGAACCCCAGUUUCAGAACACCAGCGCCAGAACCUGAAGUGAGGGGCGGAGUUAUUGACAAUGAGACAAGCAUGGCGGAGAGCAUGUAAGAUGACAGCCAAAAUUGCACCUGGCACAUGGGUGCUACUGAAAAACAAGGAUAUCCCCCAACAGAUUGGUGGUGUAGACUGUGGAGUCUUCAUGUUGAUGUAUGCUCUACAUCUUGUCUUGGGAGCACCCUUUGAUUUUACAUCUUGCGACUUUCCAAACAUACGGAGAUGGUGGGCUCUUAUUCUUCUGGAGAACUUUGGGGUUUUCUCUGAAAGGAGCUCCCAAUAA